Debaryomyces fabryi is the source of this 1341-nucleotide messenger RNA. RefSeq names its product Yox1p (gene YOX1). NCBI's taxonomy places the organism in Eukaryota, Fungi, Ascomycota, Pichiomycetes, Serinales, Debaryomycetaceae. Gene Ontology annotation, molecular function: DNA-binding transcription factor activity, RNA polymerase II-specific; RNA polymerase II cis-regulatory region sequence-specific DNA binding. Gene Ontology annotation, biological process: regulation of transcription by RNA polymerase II; cell differentiation. The record is from RefSeq and is a predicted model, not a curated record. The transcript has a single exon. The coding region runs from base 1 to 1341 and encodes 446 amino acids.
AUGUCUUCGAUUUCGAUGUACUUGCAGACUCCUAAGAGACCUAACUUACCACCAACUCCAUUGCCAUAUGGUAGCAAUAAUAAGACUAGUCUCCCACCGUUGUCAUCGAUUUUGUCUAAUUCUGAUGAAGUGUCAUCCCAAUACACCAUGCAUAAAUUACCAUCUGUCGACUCAUUAACGACUCCAAACACCCAAACUGGACGGGUUCCAAGCUUGACAAACACGCAUUAUCUUCCACAACAAUAUCCAUUUCGUCAUCCAGUACCACAACACACAACACAAACACCAUCCAAGCGUGCUAGAAGCAUUCCUACCCCAAUCAACACUAAUCCAAACUCGAGUUUUGAUACCAGUGAUAAUGAUAUUAGCAUAAAUGGCGAUGAAGUCAUUGUCAAAAAGGCUAAGGUUUCCCCAGCUAACGAGAAGUCUUAUGCAUUCAUCAGUCAUUCGCCAGUGACAUUCCCAUCACAAGAACCAUCAAUUGACAAUGCACCAUUGGCUAGAAGAAAAAGAAGAAGAACUUCGCCAAAUGAAUUGUCUAUAUUAAAUAAUGAGUUUGAAAUCGGCCAAACCCCAAAUAAAUUGAGAAGACUUGAAAUAGCUGAGAAGGUUUCAAUGACUGAAAAGGCAGUUCAAAUAUGGUUUCAGAAUAAGAGACAAUCUCUCAGAAAGCAAACGUCAGUAGAAAAGGAAAUCACCGAAUUGCCUUCCACCGUCACAAUUUCUACCCCAAUAAAGCCUACUUUGCAAAAGUCCGAGUCUCAACCAUUUAUUCCUAGCCCAUCUGCCUUCACUACAAAACAGAGACCAAGAUCAGCUACUUCCAUCCCAAUAGCACAAGUACCACAACCAAAUACGGAUACCCCAUUAAGCCAGAGAACUGUCUUUAGCGCAUUAGUUACUCCAAACUCGUCUUACAUAAAUUACGAUGAAUCAAACACUUCGAUUGAGUCGACUUCCCCAAACUUGAUUUUAAAUGAAACUUCAAAGAAACAACCUGUGUCUCUUAAUUCUAACAAUUCAAGUACCAUGACUUUCAAGUUGAUGCCUGCUAAGUCUAUUUCUUCCGCUACUGCAAACAAACUUAGUCAGAAAUUAGCCAACGAAUCUCAAAAUUCUGAAAACAAUUCUCCUAAGAAAAGGCUGGUAUCUAAAAGCGCCGACUUAAAGGAUUUAUUGAAUUCAGCAUCUACUACGCCAUCUACGAAGAAUGUUUCCAAGAGAGUUCCAUUGGGUGAAUUGGAUACCAAUACCUCCCAAGUAUCGAAGCCAACAAAGAAACAAAACGAAAAGGAAUGCAUCAAGAAUUUGUUAUCUUUAAGAGCCGGUAAUUGGAAAUGA